UUGCCGUGAUAUACAACGAAACUAUUACAUAUAUAUUAUAAAGUAACGAAGUUAUUAUUAUUUUUUUGAAGGAGUUAAGGCUUUAAUUAUUAGUUACAAGUUUCAUCAGUUUAGUUAUUAUAUGUUGAACAGCAAAGUCCAGCUGCAACAAGAAAAAAAAGCAACAAGAAAAAGCAGAAGAAGAAUUAUAAGAAGAAGAAAGACAAUAUUAAUUUUAUGUGACAGUGAAGAUGGGUUCUCAAUGCUCAAAACAAGUUGAAAGAAGAAAAACAAUCCACACAGAGAAGAAGAAUCUUUCGAAUCUAAAAAGUUCAGGAGAAAACUACCCUGGCUCUGAAUACCAUCCGACAGAUAGAAAAAACUGGAUGAACGAUCUGAACCCUGAAAAAAUCCACAUCAAUCAGAUCGUGUGGCCAGGAACUCAUGAUUCAGCAACGAACAAAAUUGGUAUCCCACUUAUAACUCGUCCUUUCGCUCAAUGCCAAUCUUUAUCAAUAUACAAACAGCUCGAAAAAGGUACACGUGUUAUCGACAUACGUGUUCAAGAAGAUCGACACGUGUGCCACGGAAUUCUGGUGACUUACAGCGUCGAUGUUGUGAUCGAUGAUGUUAAAAAAUUCUUAUCUGAGACAAAUUCUGAGAUUAUAAUUCUUGAAAUUAGAACGGAGUUUGGUCACGAGGAUCCACCUGAAUUCGAUAAGUAUUUAGAGGAACAAUUAGGUGAGUAUUUGAUUCCACAGGAUGAUCAUGUAUUUGGAAAAACCGUUGCGGAAUUGUUACCGAAGAGAAUUAUAUGUGUUUGGAAACCGAGAAAAUCGCCACAGCCUAAAGCAGGGAGUGUUCUGUGGAGUGCGGGUUUUUUGAAGGAUAAUUGGAUUAACACGGAUCUUCCAUCCACGAAAUUCGAUGGAAAUUUGAAACAUUUGAGUGAACAACCACCGGUUACGGCCAGGAAAUAUUUUUAUAGGGUGGAGAAUACGGUUACUCCGGUGGCGGAUAAUCCUGUUUUGUGUGUCAAACCUGUUACGAGACGUAUUCAUGGAUAUGCUAGGCUUUUUAUUGCUCAGUGUUUUGAUAAAGGAUUUGCUGAUAGGAUUCAGAUAUUUUCAACGGAUUUUAUUGAUGAGGAUUUUGUUGAUUCCUGUGUUGGACUCACUUAUGCGAGGGUUGAAGGAAAACUAUGAAUUCAUUCUGUUCUAUGUUUUCUUUUAUUCUUCUUCUUCUUCUUCUUCUUCGUUCAUUUCAUAUCUCUGCUGCUACUUGCUUCGAUUCAUUGUUUUUAUAUCACAGUAAUUAAUUGUUACGGCAUACGAGCAAUUUGUGGUGUUUUUGUAUUUUUUUAUUUUAUAUGUUGCUUUGUAAAUGUGUAUUGUGAAUUUUAUUGUAAAUUCCAAUUACUACAAUAUGUUCUGUUGCGUUGUCUUAAAUUGUGAUAAAUGAUAAUCAUCAUAGUUUCAAAGAA
Molecule: messenger RNA, 1462 nt
Organism: Cicer arietinum (chickpea)
Lineage: Eukaryota; Viridiplantae; Streptophyta; Magnoliopsida; Fabales; Fabaceae
Biological process (GO): lipid metabolic process
Molecular function (GO): phosphoric diester hydrolase activity
Source: RefSeq, a predicted model, not a curated record